Miscanthus lutarioriparius is the source of this 1488-nucleotide messenger RNA. The record is from the annotation of a GenBank genome assembly. Lineage: Eukaryota; Viridiplantae; Streptophyta; Magnoliopsida; Poales; Poaceae.
AUGGUCAAAUCUAGUGAUAUUGUGUUCUACUGUAAUGUGGCUGAACUAUUGUUUGAACCCUUUAUUGCUCAUAAACUACCAGAGGGUCCGGAGAUGUACGAUGCUAGAAUAGAGGAAGUAGAAGUGCCAAUGCACCACCGCCCUGGAAGCAGCAUCCUCCCAUCCCCACCCGGCACCCGCUCGACCCACUCUCUGCCGCCGAGGUCACGGCUAUCCGAGCAGCCGCCGUGCUCGCAUCACCGCUGGUCCCCGCCCGCCUGCUGCACUUCCACUAGGUCGGCAUUGACGAGCACGACAAGGCGGUCGUCUUCACCUACAUACGCCUCUGGCGCUGGCGCCUCCACGGCCCACCUCCCGCGGCGCGCGCUCGUGAUCGCUCGGGCCGAUGGCCAGUCGCACAAGCUCCUCGUCGACGUCACCGACACCUCGGCGCCGUCCGUCCUCUCGCACGCACUCCACUACGACGCGGGCUUCCCGAUGAUGACGGCGGAGGACCAGCGCCACGGGCUGAACGUCAGCGACGUCGGCUGCGGGGUGCUCUCCAGGGGCUGGUUCAGCGCCGGUGGCCAGCCGGACUACGGCGGCGCCAGGGUGGCGAAGAUGCAGUGCUUCGUGAGCGCCGGAUCGGCCAACUUCUACGCGCGGCCGCUGGAGGGCGUGACGCUGGUGGUGGACCUCGACCACGUGGCCAUCGUCGGGUACCGGGACAGGGUGGUGGAGCCGGUGCCCAAGGCCGAUGGUACGGACUACAGGGCGGAGAAGCUCGGGCCGCCGUUCACCAGGCCGGCCACGAAGCCCGGCGUGGUUGUGCAGCCGGAGGGCAGUGGAUUCCGGAUUGAUGGCCGUGUUGUCAGAUGGGCCAACUGGGAGUUCCAUGUUGGCUUCGACAUGCGCGCCAGCAUGGUCAUCUCACUCGCCUCGAUCCAAGACGCUGAUACCACCGGGGGGCCAGCGGCAUCGGCCGGUGCACUACGGUGGUUUCGUGUUGGAGGUGUUUGUCCCUACAUGGACACGGUGGAGGAGUGGUACUUCCACACGUUCAUAGACUCCGGUGACAACAGCCCGGGCGUCUCGGCGUCGCCGCUCCUUCGUGGCGCCGACUGCCCCACGAAUGCGGCCUACUUUCGACGGCUACUACGCCAACGCGGACGGGACCCGGUCCCGGGCGGGGCCGACACGCCGAGAAGGAGCUACUGGACGGUGCGCCGCGAGGUGGCCGAGACCGAGGCGGAUGGCCAGGUGGACGUCAACAGCCCACCGGCGGACCUGCUGUUCGUGAACCCGAGCAAGAGGACCGCGGUCGGCAACGAGAUCGGGUACCGGCUCGUGCCGGCGGGGGGGGCGACGGGUGCGUUGCUGCUGGCGGACGACGACUACCCGCAGCGCCGCGCAAGCUACACCAAGCAGCAGGUGUGGGUGACGCCCUACGACAGCGUCGAUGUGAUUGUUACUGAUGUGAAUGAUGCAUAUGCCGCACGGCUCACGUAA